Molecule: messenger RNA, 438 nt
Organism: Ostertagia ostertagi
Lineage: Eukaryota; Metazoa; Nematoda; Chromadorea; Rhabditida; Trichostrongylidae
Source: the annotation of a GenBank genome assembly
UUCCCAGACACUGACCCAGAGACUGAUGACGACCUCGAUUUGGACGAUGAUGAGGCUCCCUGUUAUCCAGGCUACCGCACGCUCCCAUUUCAGAUGGAAGAACGUGUUUCGGAGAACGUCACAAGCUGUGACGAAGGGAUAGACCAGAACGAGUCGACGAGCUCUGAGGGUGUCAGCGUUGGCGAUACUGAGGAAACGCCCGCCAUCGAGCUUUUGCAAGAGAAAUCUGCCGCAUCCGGUAUUUCCCAAGAGGAAGUGAUACCGCAUCAGCCAAAUAGUAUCAUCCUUGAUGACGAAAAGAUUCAAGCUAUCCGAGAAGCGAUGUCAGGAUUCACGCUGCCAUCUCCUCCAGAGUGGGCCAAUUUGGAUACCGUUAAACUGAAUGAGAUCAUAAAUGAGAAAAUCACUCCACAGCUCUCUUGCCAUAAGCAACAAUGA